Molecule: messenger RNA, 1428 nt
Organism: Plasmodium cynomolgi strain B
Lineage: Eukaryota; Apicomplexa; Aconoidasida; Haemosporida; Plasmodiidae
Exons: 10
Coding region: 1-1428 (475 amino acids)
Biological process (GO): cytoplasmic translational initiation
Cellular component (GO): guanyl-nucleotide exchange factor complex; eukaryotic translation initiation factor 2B complex
Molecular function (GO): guanyl-nucleotide exchange factor activity; translation initiation factor activity
Source: RefSeq, a predicted model, not a curated record
AUGCAGUCAGCCAGUCCCAGCAGCCCGAAAGUACCAGUAGGUACCUUCGUUGAGUUCCAAGUUAUCGUCCUGACUAAUGAUGAGAAUCACUUUGCGAGUGAGUUGUGUGAAGGGACAUGCAAGGGGUUGAUCAAAAUAAGUAACCGAUGUAUGAUCUACUACAUCCUGAGGAACAUAAUUGAACAGAAGUUAAAAUAUAUCACGAUCGUUGUGAAUAGCAAGUACUACGAUGAGAUGGUGAGUUACGUGAAUGAGACAUUUCCGGAGAACUACAGCUUGGAUGACAAGAAGGGCUUGGACAGUUACUGCAUCGACGUGGAGCCGUACACCUCAAGCAACAACGAGGAGCUGGGGCCCGUCCAGUGCCUCCUGCAGAUGCGCCACAAAAUAAAGUCCGACUUCAUCAUCGUCAACUGUGACAUCCUCGGAUUUGUAGACUUCCAUUCCUUAGCAAACCUAUUUCGAGGAGAAAACGCCAUCUGUGCGCUGCUACUCCUGGAAGAGAACCAAACAGACAAUGAAAAGAAAAAACAAAAAAUGAAGGAAGAGUUACUAAACUUGGAGAACAACAUAUGGGUGUGCAUCGAUAAAAAUAGCAAAGUCGUUAGUAUAAAGGAUUCUCUAUCUAUGAAGCAGAGUGGGAGAUUGAAAAUUAGUAAAAUUAAUUUGACAGCUCAUCGAAAUUUUAUCCUGAAAACGGACCUCCUCGAUAGCCACGUUUACGUUUUUAAGAACUACGUCCUGGAUAUCAUGGAGCGCAAGAGCUCCUUCACCAGCAUUAAGUACGACCUCAUACCCUACUUGAUCAAAAUUCAGAACACACAGUACUACUCCAAGUCCGAAUUCAAAUUUAACAUGUACAAGACGCUGAUCAAUAAAUACGAAGGAGGAGAGGACAACGAUGAGUCGGAACAGAAGGAGGGCGGCACCGCUCCGCGUGGACCCCUCGACCAGCAGGAGAACGUAGAGAGUGUCGUUUGCUACGUGCAGCCCAAGUCUAAUGGGUUCUGCCAGCGGAUCAACAGUCUACCCAAUUUUAUCAAGGCCAACAUGCUGUUCUGCGUCUCGAGACACGAGCAGCUGAAGAACGUCCUGCCCCCCUACUGCUUCUUCCUAAUGAGUGACAAGAACCAGUCGUACAAGGACUGCAUAAUAAGUAGCCACUUUGAGCACGAGGAAAAUGUCAUUCUGAAAAAGUCCGUCCUCGGCAAAAACGUAACGAUAAAAAAAAACUCCUCCGUUAACAGAAGCAUUUUUAUGGAUAACAUAACCGUUAGUGAGAACUGCCAGAUACAUAACUCCAUCAUUUGCAAAAAUGUUGUCAUCGAAGAUAACUGUAAGCUGGUCGACUGCAUAGUGAGGGAAAACAGCGUCAUCGAAAGAAAUGGCAACUUCGAGAAGGAAACCCUACCUCUAUUUAUCUCCUAG